Messenger RNA from Symbiodinium necroappetens, 1935 nucleotides. The record is from the annotation of a GenBank genome assembly. NCBI's taxonomy places the organism in Eukaryota, Dinophyceae, Suessiales, Symbiodiniaceae.
AUGGUACUUACCGCCGCUGUCGCACUUGGCGCUGGGGCUGUGGGUUUCUGGCUGGGGAGGCAGAGCCGGUCGCAGAAAGUCUUUCCGGCACGGCACACGGCAGGGAGAACUCCGCGAACCGAGGAAGAGGCCAUCUGGACACUUCGCGCGAAGGCGGAAGAAGAUGACGAGGAUGCAGUGCGCAUCCGUUUAGUCCACAUCAAUGAUGUGUACAUCAUGGACAAUUUGCCACGCUUGCGGAAAUUCUUAGACGACUGCUGCAGUGGUAUACGACGUGAGAACCUGGUCGUUUGCGUUGGAGGUGACCUUCUUUCACCAUAUCCUCUGAGCACGCUGGACAAAGGCCGAGGAAUGGUGGAGGUGAUGUUGGAGAGUGGCGUGCAAUAUGCAUGCUUCGGAAACCACGAGGCAGACGUCGACCUUCGAUCGCUGAAACAGCGGCUAGAAAGAUGGCGCGAACGAGGAGGGAUUUGGAUCAAUACCAACAUGCCGGACUUGCUGCCUGAGCUCGGCUUGCCCACGUAUGCCAGCGUCGUGGGUUUGUCAAAGGAUGGGGACAGUUCACGGCAGCUUUGCCUGCUGGGUGUUUGCACAAAGGAUCCAAGCCUUUACACAGACGAUGCAGAUUUCGGUGGUGCCAUCAGCACCGCUUUGGACUGCAAUGAGUGCAUCCGCGAUACAGCCAAAGAGCUGAUGGAUCUACACAAGCUUGAUCCAGAUGCACAGAAAGUGGAUGCGGUGGUGGCACUGACCCACCAGGACCUAGCAGUGGACAUCGAGCUCGCUACGAUGGCUCGGUCAAACGGUAUCCAUGCAGUAUUGGGAGGGCACGACCACACCGAGUACCUGGACCAGCACAAUGGUUGCGUCCUUCUGAAGACCGGAAUGGAUGCUCAGCGUGUUGGCGUGGUAGACCUGCUUUGGCAGGGAGACAAGGAUGUUCCGACGAUCGACUUUUACGAUCUCAUUCCCUUAGCCAGCUUUGCUACAAGUAGGGCUGUGAGUAAAUCUGUCCAGAAGCACAUGAGGAAGCUCUGGAAUCUGGAGCAGUUGAAGGCCCGGGUUCACCUCAGCGUUUUCGCGGAGCAGCCCGUUAUGUCCUCCAAAAACAUCCGAAAACAUCAGACGACCUUGGGCUCUUUCCUCUGCAGCGCGCUUCGGGACGAGAUGCAGGUCGACUGCGUGCUCUUCGAUGGGGGCAACAUCCGAGGAGAUCGGGACUACAUCCCCAGUACGGAGCAUUAUCUGGGCUCCCAUUGGGUGUUUACUCUCUCCGACCUGGAGCUGGAGCUUCCCUGGAGUUCAGGCAUGGUCGAGAUAGUGCUCGAUGGCGAGCAAGUCGCACGCGCUGUGCGGCUGUCACGAACGCUCAAACCUGGCUCUGGGGGCUUCCUGCAGACCGACGAGGGCCUUUGGGUCAGUCCUGAGGACCAAGCCCAGGUCACGCACAUCGCAAACGAGCAGUGGAAGAAGGACAGGAAGUACCGUGUUGGCAUGAUGCACAGCUCGCUCGUCGGUAUGAACCACAAUCCUGUCUUCGAGGAGUGGUGCAAGGCCAAUUCCAGCCAGAUUCCAAAGGAGGAUUCUUCAAGGCCUGCCAAGGAGCUGAUUAAGAAACAGCUCGCUCGGCGUGUCUGGGAUCAGCUGCCAGAAUUCCACGACAUGAACACCUCGCACUCUGGGGCGCUUUCAAAGGACGAAGUCAUUCAGGCAUACAGGAAAACGUUUUCGAAUUCUCCAGAUGCCGCUGUGGAACCUUCUGUAGAUCAGUUGAUGGCUGUAGCGGACUUUGGCGAGAAAGGGGAGUUGUCGCCGGCCAGCUACCAGGGCAUCUUCAGGUUGCCGACUUGGGUCGCCCUGAGCUACUUCACAGCGGAGCAGGCCAGAGAGCGUGCCAGUCCAUGUGAGUUGGGGUCAAAAUUAUCGUUAAUGUAG